Messenger RNA from Mya arenaria, 2113 nucleotides. RefSeq lists its product as uncharacterized. Lineage: Eukaryota; Metazoa; Mollusca; Bivalvia; Myida; Myidae. The transcript has 4 exons. The record is from RefSeq and is a predicted model, not a curated record. Bases 1 to 2097 code for a protein of 698 amino acids.
AUGUGCACUACUGCCAGGAAUAUCAACAAGUUGAUACGGCAGGCAUUUAUCCCGCGAUCAGAACGGAUGCCAGGAGUACGGCUUCCAUUCCAGUGUGUUGUAUGUAAAACAUGGACAAAUCCAAAAAAUAGAUGUAAAAUAAAUUCAGAACUUGAGCAACUGAUACUUAAGCGCCUGCCAAUUGAAUUGAAGGACACUGAUGUACUCUGCAACAAAUGCCGUAUAAAGCACUUUUACAAGCUAUCACCUGUUGAAAAUUUCGAUAAUAAACUCAUUGACCAAAGUGACAAUGAGGAAUAUCAACCUCCAGUAUCAAAGAAAACCUCAUUUGCUAGCCCUCCAUCCGUUAGACUGAAUAUCCCCUCAACACCCAAAUCUCAUUCACGGUGCUUUAUUUGUAAGAGACCUGGACCCAAGCUUAUAGUUGUGCCAUCAGAGGCAAGAUUCACAGCUUUUGUUCAGCGGAAUGUAAUCAUCAAAAGUGGCACAAGAUGCUGUCCAGUCCACAUGGAUGAAUCCCAAAUAAAAGAUGAAGCCCUCCAAUCUGUCAAGGCAUCUGAAUCUGCAUUUGUAAACCGUGCAACUGUGUUGGAACUAUUGAACAAGUUGAGGGCGUCAUGUAACAAGACCCGAAAACGAUUUGACUUCAACACGCUGAACAAUGAGGAAUAUGUUGAUCUCACCGGACUUAACAAGGAGGCCAUUCGGGAUAUUUGUGCUGGUGUGGAUGGACAUAUCCGUAACACCCCUGUCAGAGAUAUUCUCACAACAGUCGGAAUUUUUUUCUUUAAAUUAAAAUCAGGACUUUCAAAUACUAUUCUGUCAAUUAUAUUUGGUAUUUCCAAAUCAAGUGUUCGAAGAGCAAUCGCUACAACAAGACAAACUUUAAAGGAAAACUUUGUACCUCUCAAUUUAGGAUUUAACCAUAUUUCAAGGCAAAAAGUAAUUAAUCAACACACACGCCAACUCGCCCGAUCGUUGUUUGUUGAUGAAGCUGGAGACAGUUCACGUCUGAUUUUAGUGUUGGAUGGAACAUACAUAUAUAUCCAAAAAAGCCAAAACCAUCAUUUCCAACGCAGGUCAUACAGCAUGCACAAGGGGAGGCCACUUGUUAAGCCAAUGGUGAUUGUAACAACAAGUGGCCAUUACAUGUCUGUACUUGGCCCUUACCUGUCUGAUGGAAAGAACAAUGAUGCAAAAAUCCUCAACCAUAUCAUCAAUACAAACGUUGAGGAUAUCAAAUCGUAUGUCCAUCCUGGUGACAUAUUUGUGGUGGACAGAGGGUUUAGGGAUUCCCUGCAGCUAUUAGAGUCAAAGAUGCCUUCAUUUUUGCCAAAAGGCGAGACCCAGUUCCAAACCGAGGUCGCCAACACUAGCAGGCUUGUCACGAAGAUCAGAUGGGUGGUUGAGUCUGCCAACGCACGGCUCAAGAGAUGGAAAUACUUAGACAGAGUAUUACCUAACAGCCAGGUUCCAUUUAUUGGCGACUUUGUGCAAAUAAUUUGUGCCGUUUGCAACAAAUAUCUUCCGCCACUUUCAUCUUCAUGCUCUGAUGAUGACAGACUCGCACACCAUAUGCUGCAGUUAGCAACUCAAGAGAACUCUCUGAAAACUGAGAUUGAGGAGAGCAAUCUCGACAAAAGUCGAGCCGUGUGGGUUCCAGUUUCUGACACUGAUCUUGAAGACUUCCCUCGUCUCACUGAGGACAUACUACGGACCCUCACAUGUGGUGUCUAUCAGUUGAAGCUUUGCCCUGGAUACAUCCAAGAACACCUUGAGGGCGAUGAAGACAUUCGUGUACACAAAGAAAGAAGUGGGCUAAUUCGUGUGCGUUUACAAAGUCGUCAUGUCUCGGCGAAACAAUACAAUCUUUGGAUUAAAUUCAACAAUUAUGAAAUUCUUGGUUGGUAUUGCAAAUGUAGAUCUGGUUCAAGGAUAGUUGGAAUGUGUGCACACUGUGCAGCAGUGAUUUGGUACUUGGGUUAUGGAAAGCACAGAUUUUUGGGUGCUCUUGGUGUUCGUGACUGGAGUGAAUAUGUUGAUGAUGCUAGUGUUGUUCCACCAACAGUUGAUAGUUCAGACUCGGACAGCGAUUAAAUGGCGCAGCAUUUAA